UAAUUUUGGAUUGGCAACUUCGUAACAUCUGUUUUAAUUUAACUGGCAGGUAUAAUAAAUGUAAGGUACAGCUUGUAGUUAGGAAGGCCUCUUGUUGUUUUACCAAAAACCAAAGUGUAAGCGAUCGCGCAACCCCUGCUUCUAUGGAUAUCUAAUCUGCAGACAAAAAGUAUUUUUGGCCAUCUCGGGCUUAAAAGCGUAUUUGAAUUCAGAUAGACACCAGCGCACACGAAACCAUUACUGAAUCUACAAUCGUGAAAAUGAACAGCCAAAGAAACAAAUUUAAGCGAGGUCAAAAUUUUUCCACGGAGGAGGAAUUUCUGCUCAUCACUAUGGCGGCGGAGCACCGCAAGAUCUUCGAAAAUAAGAAAUGUGAUGCGGUGACCUGGAAGGAGAAGGAACGGGCGUGGGAUGACCUGGCAGUCGCCUACUCCAGCAGAUCGGGAGUUAAGCGCAGUGGACAUAGCUUGAGGGCCAAAUAUGAGAGCUUGAAGAAGAAGCUGGGAGCCGGGCUUCCGUACGGACACCCACCAAAAACUCCAUCGAUUUCCGAAAAGCUGAGGGAGAUCCUGGGGGACGAUGAUACGGGUGGCGAAAACUCAGACAGUGACUUUAUAAUAGAUGACUGGAAGGCGGAAUCAAUUGGGGACAUCAUCGAGUUCACGGGGGAAAACUCCAAUGAAAACGAGGCUUCCACUUAUAGUAAUCCCCUCCACUUGAAGGCGGAAUUAACUGCAACGCCCAGAGGCCCAACUGGAAGGUUAAGGCGUCAUGCCGGCAGACUUUUUCAUGAAGAGAAGCUACGCCUGGUCAGAGCACAGCGACAUUUUUAUGAACAGGAAAACAUCAGAGCACAGGAAAAGCAUUUGAAGGAAAUGGAAACUCUAAGUGCGAAACAGGAGCUCCUCUACUUGGAAAUCGCUGAAAAGAAAAUGAAACUUAAUUUGCAGGACUCUCCAAAGGAUUCAUGAGCUGUAAUUAUCACAGUGUUGGUCUAGAUUAAUAGUGUCAAAAUUCUCAAAAUGUACAUAAGCUCUCAAAGUA
Drosophila erecta is the source of this 1044-nucleotide messenger RNA. RefSeq lists its product as uncharacterized. The coding region runs from base 261 to 971 and encodes 236 amino acids. The transcript is spliced from 3 exons. The record is from RefSeq and is a predicted model, not a curated record. NCBI's taxonomy places the organism in Eukaryota, Metazoa, Arthropoda, Insecta, Diptera, Drosophilidae.